Messenger RNA from Pelobates cultripes (western spadefoot toad), 16129 nucleotides. NCBI's taxonomy places the organism in Eukaryota, Metazoa, Chordata, Amphibia, Anura, Pelobatidae. The record is from the annotation of a GenBank genome assembly.
GUCACAAUGAUCCAGCUCCAUGUCAUUGCCCAGUCUGCCAUGGAUUCCAUCUUAUACUGGCUAUGGAUACAAAUACUGCAAAACUGGAUCCAGGUGGCCGUUUUCCUGGCACUGUGCCAUCUGAUAGAUAUAAAGCCCCAUGGCUCUCUGCUGUCUAUGCUGUAAGUAUUAACACACGGCUUACACAACUCGUCCCCCAUUAUACCGGCAUUGGACAAUUUCUGGGAAUUAUGGUGAUAUUUAAAUGUCAUAACAUAGAAACAUAGAAACACAGAAUGCGACGGCAGAUAAGAACCAUUCGGCCCAUCUAGUCUGCCCAAUUUUCUAAAUACUUUCAUUAGUCCCUAGCCUUAUCUUAUAGUUAGGAUAGCCUUAUGCCUAUCCCACUCAUGCUUAAACUCCUUUACUGUGUUAACCUCUACCACUUCAGCUGGAAGGCUAUUCCAUGCAUCCACUACCCUCUCAGUAAAGUAAUACUUCCUGAUAUUAUUUUUAAACCUUUACCUCUUUAAUUUAACAUUAUGUAUUCUUGUUGUGGUGGUUUUUCUUCUUUUAAAUGUAUUUUUUAUUUAUUUUUUUACCUUAUGACCUCUCCUGAACAUUUCAUUUCAGAACAUCAUAUAAACAGUCUGAGUUUUAAACAAUAAAUAGUAACACUAUUCCAGUGAAACACACAGAAAAUCAAAGGUGCUCAAAACACCUUAGUGAGUUUCCCUUUACCCUCACAACAAACUAAAAUGCCAUACAGUAUAAGGUGGCUAAACAUGCCUUCACUACUGUUUUUUUUACACUUUUAUUUAUAAUCAUUUGUGAACGUUCAAUAAAGCACUUUACACCUACACCUACCUUUGAGAGGAUAUUUGACUACUCAAAACCUCCUGGCCGUAUAAAGAAGGUAGUGUGGACCUAGAUAUCCCACAAAUCUGGAACAUUGAGCCUAAUCUAUUUCCAGGAGAGUCCCUUUAAUGUUCUCGGUAUUUGACCUGUUCUGAGGUCAUGGUUUAUAAACUGGAGUUAUUCACUGUGUGGACAGUGUGCCCCUGGGCUUUAAGCUAAUAGUUCUUCAAGGUGAUUCUCCCAAGGAACACGUAAAGUACCAGGGAAGAGGAUAGUUAGAGGAACCCAGGAGCUUGCAUUCAAUCCGACACAGGUUUACACAGGACAGGAGUGAAGACAGGGCAGGUAAAUACAUAAGAAAUUAGAAUAUUCAGAAUAACAGCCAAGGCCAUUGUGAAGCUUCUAUUUCAGCAGCUAAAUUGUAAAUUCAGAUUUGAUUGCCACACCCUCGAGCGCUCGGGAAGCAUUAACUCAGACAGACAUCAAGCAAAGCUGAAUUACUACUUACAUUUUUUACGUAUAAGCAUACAGUUUAUAUAAGCUCGCACCUUACGCAAUCCACCGAAUGUAAAAAUUAACUUCUUCACCUUAAAAAGACAGGCACUAAAAUAAGUUAGAGUUCAUAUCUAAAAAGGUUUUGUUUUCCAGACAAUAGGAAAAGUAACCACAAAACAUUUCACAAGUUUAAACUUCCAGCAAAGUGGGUGUAAAUAAUGUCAUCUUAAUGUGAUUUGAGCAGAGAGCAUGAUAUAUUGAUAUAUUAACCUAUGGAGACUGUAAGCUCGUUUGAGCAGGGUCCUCUUCAAUCUAUAGUUCCUGUAAUUGUACUAUUUAUAGUUAAAUCCCCCCUCUCAUAAUAUUGUAAAGCGCUACGGAAUCUGUUGGCGCUAUAUAAAUGGCGAUAAUAUUAACCCUUUUAGGCGAGGGUUCAAUGGUACUCGGGUCAUGAUGUAGAGUAGGCCAUCGCUGGGAGACACAAUGAAUACAUUGCUGUGUUCUAAAAAGAGCAGGGUUUCACCUUCCAGCCUGGCUCUCCAGUGGGUGUUACUGCAUAAAACACUGUCUGGACCUGAAAGCAGUAAAUGUAUUGUGAUAAACAUUGCCUGGUCUGUGCAAUCAUUAUGCUCUGCUAGACUAGAACACAGGUUUUAAUAACGUGUAUGAUCUAGUGCCUGGUGUGCGACUUUAAUCUCAUUAUCUUUUAUUUAAUAGAAGGAAUAUCGUGGACAGUAAAACACUGAAAUGUCCCGUGCAGGAAUCCAGGUAAAUAUCAUUAUAGAAGACAUUGAAAUGAUACGUUGUGUACUGUCACUGGAUCAAUCUAAUGGUGGAAAAAUUCUGCUCUGUUUGUGUAGCAGCCCGAGGAGCACGGCUGUCAGCGUGGAAGAAACAUCACAAGACGCUAAAGUGAGUGAAAAUAAAACUCCAAUAAUCAGAGAGCAUGAUGGUCCAAAGGCUGUAAGAGCUGAAGGGAAGGAGACCGGGGUGGAAGACGCCCAGAAUUUGAAGACACGACCUGAGGGCAUUAAGAAGGAAGACACGACAAGUGCUGAACAUUCUGGAAAUGUGGGUAUCUCUACUUUCCCCCCAAAAAGCCCAUCGAGCACUCGUUCAAAGCGACGCAGAAGGAGAAGAAAGAAGCAAUCUCUGACUGAUGAUAGCUUCGUAUCUCAGGUCCAUGAAACGUCGCACACCAAGAUUACUGAGCGCCUGAGGGCUCUGUCAGCAGUAAAGUUUGGUAAGUGAUAUCCCAUAAUAACUCUGAGUUUAUACCAAGAUAUUACUGACCUUUUAAAAGACACAUUUUCUGAACAGAAUAUUUCUAAUACCAGCAGAGCAUCCGGAAACCUUCAACAAGAGAGUCUAGAUUUAUCAAGACAAAACUACGGCUAAUAUUUGAGACCGAAUUCUAGCUUUAGGCCUAUCUCAUAAAAUUUGGCAUAGAAUAUACUAAUACGAUGCAAGAAUAUAGAUCCUAAAAAAUCUCGCACAAGGCUCCGACAGGGUUUGCUGGUUUUCCGUUUAGCUUCUGAGAGUAGGGACAGACAUAACUGUGGAAAAUCAAUGUGUGAGGUUUAUUUAGCCAAUGUGAAUUUUGGGGAAUUGACAAAGAAAGUGAAAACAAUUUAGCUAGAUCUUUCCUUAUCUGUUAGUUUUCUAGGUUUUGCCCUUUAACAUAACAUUAUUUUGUUUAAAAACUUACAUUUUCCCCUUGUUAAGAUUUACUUCCAGUUUCCGUUCACUUCCACAAUUUGUUUUCAUUCAGCAUCUUAAUUAUCAUCUAAUGGCGGGGUACUGUCUGUGUGCGUGUCAAUGUUUAAUAGCGGGGUAAUAUCUGUGUGCGUGUCAAUGUUUAUCUAAUAGUGGGGUAAUGUUUGUGUGCGUGUUAAUGUUUAUCUAAUAGCAGGGUAAUAUCUGUGUGCGUGUCAAUGUUUAUCUAAUAGCUGGGUAAUAUCUGUGUGCGUGUUAAUGUUUAUCUAAUGGCGGGGUAAUAUCUGUGUGCGUGUCAAUGUUUAUCUAAUAGUGGGGUAAUGUUUGUGUGCGUGUUAAUGUUUAUCUAAUAGCAGGGUAAUAUCUGUGUGCGUGUCAAUGUUUAUCUAAUAGCUGGGUAAUAUCUGUGUGCGUGUUAAUGUUUAUCUAAUGGCGGGGUAAUAUCUGUGUGCGUGUCAAUGUUUAUCUAAUAGUGGGGUAAUGUUUGUGUGCGUGUUAAUGUUUAUCUAAUAGCAGGGUAAUAUCUGUGUGCGUGUCAAUGUUUAUCUAAUAAUGGGUAAAUGUUUGUGUGCGUGUCAUUGUUUAUCUAAUAGCUGGGUAAUAUCUGUGUGCGUGUUAAUGUUUAUCUAAUAGCGGGGUAAUAUCUGUGUGCGUGUUAAUGUUUAUCUAAUAGUGGGGUAAUGUUUGUGUGCGUGUUAAUGUUUAUCUAAUAGCGGGGUAAUAUCUGUGUGCGUGUUAAUGUUUAUCUAAUAGCGGGGUAAUAUCUGUGUGCGUGUUAAUGUUUAUCUAAUAAUGGGGUAAGAUCUGUGUGCGUGUUAAUGUUUAUCUAAUAGCGGGGUAAGAUCUGUGUGCGUGUUAAUGUUUAUCUAAUAGCGGGGUAAUAUCUGUGUGCGUGUUAAUGUUUAAUAGCGGGGUAAUAUCUGUGUGCGUGUUAAUGUUUAUCUAAUAAUGGGGUAAUGUUUGUGUGCGUGUUAAUGUUUAUCUAAUAGCGGGGUAAUAUCUGUGUGCGUGUUAAUGUUUAUCUAAUAAUGGGGUAAGAUCUGUGUGCGUGUUAAUGUUUAUCUAAUAGCGGGGUAAGAUCUGUGUGCGUGUUAAUGUUUAUCUAAUAAUGGGGUAAUGUUUGUGUGCGUGUUAAUGUUUAUCUAAUAGCUGGGUAAUAUCUGUGUGCGUGUUAAUGUUUAUCUAAUAGCUGGGUAAUAUCUGUGUGCGUGUUAAUGUUUAAUAGCGGGGUAAUAUCUGUGUGCGUGUUAAUGUUUAUCUAAUAGCGGGGUACUGUCUGUGUGCAUGUCAAUGUUAAUCUAAUAGCGGGGUAAUGUUUGUGUGCAUGUCAAUGUUUAUCUAAUAGUGGGGUAAUAUCUGUGUGCGUGUCAAUGUUUAUAUAAUACCGGGGUAAUAUCUGUGCGCGUGUUAAUGUUUAUCUAAUAGUGGGGUAAUAUCUGUGCGCGUGUCAAUGUUUUUAUCUAAUAGCAGGGUAAUGUUUGUGUGAGUGUUAAUGUUUAUCUAAUAGCAGGGUAAUAUCCUUGUGCGUGUUAAUGUUUUAUCUGAUAGUGGGGUAAUGUUUGUGUGCGUGUCAAUGUUAUAGCGGGGUAAUAACUGUGUUAUGUUUUAUCUAAUAGCAGGGUAAUAUCUGUGCGCGUGUCAAUAUUUGUCAAAUUGUUAUUUUAGAGAAAAGCUUGUUUCAAGGAAUAUCCUUGAUUUAUUAACAAAAGAAAAACCUCAUUGUUUACUUCAAAAACUGUGGGUUCUAGAAAUGUUAUAAGUUUCUAAUCCUGCUGUAAUUCAAAAUAUUGUCAUUUGCAUUAUGUACUGUGUUGUUUUUUUUUGUUUUUUUUUGGAAAUAUCCAUCAAAAUAUCAUUUGGAAUUAUAAAUAUAUAUUAUUUUGUUGCAGGUAACAGAUUUAUCUUCUUGUUUAUCAUUAUUUCGAUGGUGUUCGUCUUCGAUAAUGCAAACUGUGAGUACAUUGCAAACUCGCUACUAUAGAUUUCGGCUUUGAAACCAAAAAUGAAACUACAAAUUUCAGAGUAAGAUGGAUGGGUCUAUAAGUUUGUAAAUCUUUUCAGUUUCCGCUAAACGUGUGACUUUGUAUUUAGUUUUGCAUAAUUCCGCUUUUAGCAAAUAAACCUAAAUUUAUAAAUCUGGAUAAAUGAGGACUAAUAUAGCACAACACAGUUCUCCUCUCUCUGGAAACACCACAAUUUAAUAUUUUUAAAUACACUUUUUAAAUGAUUUUUGCUAAAAAUUUGAAAUAUAUAAAUAUAUCAAAUAUAUCGCUAUAUAAAUAAUUUUUUUUUCUUAAACUAUUAAAUAACUUGACAAGCUUAUACAAAACAUUAAAACAGGACAUAAAUCACAAUAAUAAGUGUACCUGUAAUUAGAUGAGAUCAGGCUGGGUCAAUAUAAUAAGGAAGUUAGUGAUUAAUGCAAUCAUUUAUUGUACUUUAAGGGAUAUCGUUAAAACCCCCAGAUGGACAAUAAAUACUUAUAGAAAUACUCUAAGCACCAAAACAACUUUAGUUUAAUGAAUCCGUAUUGGUGUAUAGAUCAUGCAGCCACAGUCUCACUGCUUAAAGGGACACUCCAGGCACCCAGACCACUUCUGCCCAUUGCAGUGGUCUGGGUGCCAACUCCCACCACUCUUAACCCUGCAAGUGUAAUUAUUGUAGUUUUUUUAUUUAUUUUUUUUAUAAACUGCAAUUAUUACCUUGCAGGGUUAACUCCACCUCUAGUGGCUGUCUACUAGACAGCCACUUGAGGGCAUUUCCUCCUUCAUAGCACAGGAAACCUGUGCUAGAGCGUCGCUGGACAUCCUCACGCUGUGUGAGGACCUCCAGCGCCGCUCAUUUCCCCAUAGGAAAGCAUUGAAAUGCAUUUUCAAUGCUUUCCUAUGGGGAGCGGUAAUGCGCAUGCGCAUUAUGUCUCCCCAGCCGGUGGGCAGGAUCAGUCUCACCGACCGACUCAGUCAGAAGGAGGAGCGGCGCAGAGAGAGAAGCAGCGAUGUGGGACAUCGUGGCAGCCUCAGGUAAGUUACUGAAGGGGUUUUCACCCAUUCAGCAACCGAGGAUUGGGGGGUGGGAGGGAGAGGGAACCUGCAGUGCCAGGAAACUGGAUUGUUUUCCUGACUCUGGAGUUUACCUUUAAUUCUCUUCCAUUUAAAUAUAUAUAUUUUCUGUUUAUGCAGCCCUAGUCACACAUCGCCUGGCUGUAACUGACAGUCUGCAUGAAAACAAAAUGGUUUCAUUUUUAGUCAGAUGUUAACUAGCUUUAACCCCAUAAGGACCAAACCUCUGGAAUAAAAGGCAAUCAUGACAUGUCACACAUGUCAUGUGUCCUUAAGGGGUUAAAAGUUGGACGGUAUUACCGUCUUUUGGAAGUCGGUUGGGGAGACCAUAAGGACUAUAGUGGGUAAACAUCUUCCAGGAGGUAGAAGCCUUCCUACUUUUCAGAGUGGACACACCCCUAACUAAAUUAAACUGCUCCAUGAUUUACUUCAUACUCACAGCCGGAAGGCCACAAUUACAAUGCAAUGGAAAACUAAGCAGGCACCGACUAAGGGGGAAUGGUUCAUGAAAAUAGAACACUAUCGAGUUCUUGAAGAACUAAGAUGGCACUCGCUAGGCAACUAUAAUAAAUACACAUUCAUAUGGCAACCAUGGUUAACCUACAUGACAUCCACACACCACCGAGAACCAACAGGUGCAGACACAUAAAGGGGGACAUCUACUAUACAGUUACUUUGGGCCUAGAUCCCUACACGUCUAUUUAGGCUACAGGACCGAUAAUAUACAAUAUAUCGAAAGCAGCACAACUGCCACAUGUACCAGUCUAACAGUCACUUUAUGAUUAUAUUGUUAAAACCUUCAAAUCUGAGUGACUACGUAUCAUGAUGUGAUGUUUCUAUAUCAUUUCUGUCAUACUGUGUCAGAAUUAUGUAAACAAAAUCCCACCCUACAUUGUCUUGUGCAAAAUGUAACACUGGUGUAUACUCUGAUGCAUCAUGACUUGAUACUCAAAUAUCAUUAAAAAAAAAAAAAACACAACGUGCUUUAGAGGUUUUCUCCUGCUCCAUAAAUCAAACUUUAAUUUCAUACAGCAGGCUCCUACAGGGUGUAGCAAGAUAUUAACAGAGAAAGAGAUAAGAAAUUCUAAAUUAAACAUAACUCGUAAUAAAGGAAGUGUAAACAUUGGAUGCUUCUUUACAGGAAGUGUUUAGGAAGGCUGUGUAAGUCACAGGCCAGGAGGUGUGACUAGGGCUGUAUAAACAAAGUGAUUUAACUCCUAAAUAACAGAGGAUUGAGCAGUGAGAAUGCAGGGGUAUGAUCUAUACAUCAAAACUGCUUCAUUCCGAUAAAGUUGUUUUGGUGCCAAUAGUGUCCCUUUAGAUUUGGGUGCAGUCAGACUUGGUGGAUAACUGGUGACAUUGGAUGGAAUAAUAAGAAAGGGAAGAGUUGCAGCAGUAAAAGCUGUUAAACUGUUAUAGUAGGGUAAUGUUGAAUAGGGUGAUAUACAGGAUCGUCUUUAAGGAGGGGCAAAAGGGGCAGCUGCCCCGGGCCCAGUUACUCCUGGGGGCCCUAAGGCAGCUGCCCCACGGGCCCCCUGCGGCACCUGAGGUAAUCAGGAGCCACAGCCCUUUAAUACUGCUCUGGACCGGCCCGGGCCCCUGUUUAUAUUGGGGGUGGCUGACUACAUACUCACAGCUAGCCCCCUCACAUACUGCCCUGUGAGUCUUUGUUUCCUGGGCAUGCUGGGAGGCAGUGAGGUCAGAUUGCUUCCUCCCAGUAAGAACUGAUCACUUCCUCCUCAGUGCCGCUGGGGAGGAGGCACACACCACAUGGAGGAGGAUGCAAGCAUUGUGGGGGAGAGGGACUGAGAAAGCUGAUGGCAGACUCCCAUCAGCCUGGGCCAACAAGCUCUCACUGGACCCCAGGGAAGCCACCUUUCUGUACCCAAAAUGUAAGGGGACAGGAGGGUGGCUAAAUAUGUUUUGUUUUUUGUUUUGCUAAUUUCUGAUAUCACUUUUAUUCAAGUGUUGGUGUUUGUAAUGUAACACACAGGGAAUAAGUACAUGUUAAAAAUCCUAGAAGAACCUGACAGUUCCCUAUUAAAUAUAAAUUUUAAAAGUAUUUAUUUUAACAUAUUAUUGCAUCAAGUGUUAUCAAAGGCUGUAUACCAUUUUCAAAUGUCACUUUUGCCAAAUUCUGGACCAGGGUAUUGUGAUAAAGUGAAGGCAGAUAGGCCUUUUAACCCCAGGGGGAGUAUGUGUAGUUUGUGUUUUGCACAACACAAAGCAUUGUUUAGUUAUGGGCCCCUGGGGUGGAGCAUUUGGAGAGAAGGGUGGGCUCCACUCCAGUUUAGUGGUUUUCUGGGGAGACAUGGAUCCAGGCCAGGGUUUUUUUUGGAUCGUCUCCAACCCACUGCUCAGCUGCAGUUAAUGAGCUGUUGCAGUGGGAAUAAACUCCUCCCUGCUAGGCAGGUAAAGGGGGAUUGCUGGCUUCCUCCCAGGAAGCAGGUAGGAGAGAGAGGCUGUUCUCUCCAGAUAGUCAAGGAGACUAGGCACUGGGAGUGCAGAUGGAAGCAGUCAAGGCUGGCUUGGAGGCACUGGGAGUGCAGAAAGGAAACAGUCAGGGCAAGGCUGGCUUGGAGCACUGGGAGUGCAGAAAGCAAAGCAGUCAGGGCAAGGCUGGCUUGGAGCACUGGGAGUGCAGAAAGGAAAGCAACAUGCUAGCCAGCAGAGUGUUGCUAACUAAUAAGGUUGGUGCCAUAUGUUUUGUUAGUUUAACCCUGAGAGAGAGGGACGUUCAAAGUGAGUUAGUGCUCAGACGUAGCUAGGUUUUUGUUUAUAGGGUUUUGUGUUACAUUUAUGUUUUAAUUUACUGCUGUAUCCUGUGUGGAUUUGCAAAUAAAGUGCCUGGAGUAUAUGCAACUACAAGGACUGUGCAUGUUUUUGCCCUAGAGGACCGUGCUACCUGCAAACAAGGAUCACAGUGUGUAAGAACAGAGUUGAGACAUUAUAUUGGCCAAGAUUGCUGGGAGUUGCUGUCCAAGAGCUGCUAGAAGGCAGAUAUUAAAAUAUGUAAAUGUACACAUUUAUGUGUGUGUAUCUGGCUGUGUUUAUGUCCUUGUGUGUAUCUGGCUGUGUUUGUCUGUGUGUCAGUGUUUCUGUGUGUAUGUAUACCUCAUACACCUGUAUGUGCACUGGUGUGUGUGUGUAAGUGUGCAUCUGAGUGUGUGGUAAUGCAUACAGCCCAGCAUUUUAAUGCCAACACAAAUACACUCCUACAUUCCAUCUCUAGCACUGUACACAUAUACACCCCUGCAUUUAUACCUUUAUGUAUGUGUGUGUGUGUGUAUACCUGUGCCAGUGUGUGUAUAUCAAAGUGCUUGUAUCUGUGUGUCAAAGGGUGUGUGUAUGUGUCAAGGUGUGAGCAUGUGUGUAUCUGCGUGUUAAUGUGUAUAUAUGUUAUAGAAAUCACACAACAUGCAAACAGACCCCUGCAAACACAAACAUUACAAACACACCAGUUUGCUGAAACACUAAUACUACACACAAAUGUACACAUGUAUUUAAAAGACACUACAUCCAAACACCCCCCUGCAUGCAAAUACAAACAUUACAUGCAAACACAUUCCUGUAUUAAAACGCUAAAAUUAUAUACAAACACCAACUCUACACACAAAAGUACACCUGCAUUUAAAAGCCAGCACUACAGACAAUCACACAUCCCUGCAUUAAAAUGCAAACACUACACACAAGUACACCACUGCAUUCCAAUGGUAACAGUACAUACAAAUACACUCCUACAUGCACAAAUACACUCUAUACAAUAACAUGCUGACAUUCAAUUGCACAAACACUGCUCAAAAAUACAACCCUGCAAGGAUGGUAGAUCCCCAGCUGGCAUAGCAUGGCAGGAGUUGUAUGACAGAUGGGGAUCUAUCUUUUCUUUACUCUUGUGCUACAGGGCAGGCCUGAAUUAUAAUUUUUUUUGCACCAAGGCACUCUCUACAUUAGUUUCGCCUCUAGGUUGGGGUGGAGGGAGUGAUUGCAUGCCCAGGGGGCCCAAACAGAUGCUUGCCCAGGAUCCAAUCAAUAUUAAAGACGGCCCUGGUGAUAUAGGUGGUGGUAGCAGGACUUGUGAUGUUCUAUUUUGUGACAUUGUUUGAAAAUGAGAUACAUGAGGCUGAGAGAACGGUAGGCUGGAGCCAGUUGUUCGGGUUUGGGGAGAGGCGGAUGUGAGAAUUAAUUCAUGUAAGGACUUUUGAAGCUGCAAGCCGGCAGCGCACCCAGUGACACAGUAAUGUGUGGAGUUAGAGGGUGCGUGUUCCGAGUGACUCAGUAAUGGGUGGAGUUAGAGGGUGCGUGUUCCGAGUGACUCAGUAAUGGGUGGAGUUAGAGGGUGCGUGUUCCGAGUGACAUGGCGAUAGUCACACAUUUCAUUUUCACUAAUCCUGUACUCUUCCUCCCGCAGGCUCUCCAGCACCCAGUGUAAAGUCUGUAAAUCAGAAAUAUGAAUUCUGCAACAAUUCUUUGAACCUGGCAAACAGACACAUGAUUGUUAUCAUGCAUAUGAAGACCGUUUGCAGUUCCAAGCAAAUAAUAUUUAAGUGUACAUUAAAAGGUUUUACAGCGUACCUUCACAAUGAGUCCUGCGUUUACAUGCAAACACCAGACGAGUUCAUUAAAACUUAUCACCUGGAAUAUGGAAAUAGAGGGGAAUUCAUUAUAUCUACACCCAUAGGUAGGUUGCCAAUCACAUCACAAAUAUGUGCUCAUGUAUCUACCUCUCCAUGUCUGUCAUUAUCUGUCAUCACCCAACACUCAAUGUUUGUCAUUAUCUGUCAAUCUGUUAUCAUCCAACUCUCAAUGUCUGUCAUCACCCAACGCUCACUGUCUGUCAUCAUCUGUCAACACUCAACGCUCAAUAGCAAAUAGUUAAAAAUAAAAAACCUUGGUGUAGUGAUUCAAUCUACCGAACAACCGCACAAAUGAAUAGACCACCUGGGAGCUGGAGUGUGCCGGCAAUUAGCCUCCCAGAAGCUGCGGUUAACCGCAGCUUAAUUGACGAAUACUGGGUAGCCGCCAUUCGUAUGACGAACACAAGGUCGCGGCCAUUUUAAACCCGCGAACGCACAGCGGUGUUCGACACCUAACUCAUGGAACUAAAAUCGGACACAGUUUGGCGCGAACACCGCUGAAGCCGCCAACCUCCUUUCUUGUUCGGCGGGAGUGCACAAACUGCCCUGUGUUCGGGAAUUUUACCUGACUAUGUUAUACCCCAGAUAGGAAUCCCGUGGAGCCCAUUCGUAUGAGAACUGACUUUGUGGGCACUUUGGCUCCAUGGCGAUUAAACUGUAUUCGUGUGGUCUGAGCGCCAUUCGCUUAAUAAUGUGCGCUCAGACCUGAGCUAUCUGGGGAUAGGUUAAAUGUAUGAUUUUAAUGUUAUGUGUCUUGCAUGGUAUAUUUUAAUAGUAAUUCUUGUGUUAGUAUCCCAGCGUGCAUAAUGGCGAUUUGCCUUUGUCCUGGGAGAUAAUUGAAUUACUUCUCAAUUAUCUCCAGGGCAGAGAGGAGGAAGCCAGGAUGCAUUAUGGGAAUGUAAUGUGACUGUCUGUUCUGUUUUUCUGAUCGUCUGUCUUUUGUCCGUCUCCCAUUUGAUUUCCUAGGGGAGUGUACACCAGGUGGGAGACCUGCAUAAAUACUGGGCAGGUAGCCCUCAUUAAACAGACCACUGCUUGACCCUCAACACGGAGCCUUGUCAGAUGAGUCUUUGGGGGGAUUUACUGUAUGCUGAUAGAGACUGACUGCUAGGAGUGUAAGCCGCUUGGAGGCUUUUCCUAUUCGUCUACUAGCAGCUAUUCGUAUGGUUCCAGUUCGGGAGUUUGGAGUGCUAUAUUGUAUGCAGUUCGGGAGAUUGGAGCAUUCCCUUACAUGCGGUUCGGGACUUUGGUGUUCUACAGUAGCUGUGCCUGCAUCUCUGAAAGGGGACGAUCGCCUAAACGGUUUUAACCCCUUGUGUGCUGAAACGGUCAGUUACAGCUAUGUUUAUAAAAAAAAUGGGUUAACCCUAGCUGGACCUGGCACCCAUACCACUUCAUUAAGCUGAAGUGGUCUGGGUGCCUAGAGUGGUCCUUUAAUGUAUUAAGGUACUUUUGGGGUGUUUGUUUUUUUGGUUUUUUUUUAUUAUUUUUUUUUGUGCCUGGAGAUAAUUGAGUUUAAUACAGUGCUUGACUCAAUUAUCUCCCAGGCACAGAGGAGGGAUUAUCUUGUUUUGUAUGGGAAUGUCCUGGACCUGAGAGCCAAUGUAAUCAUGUGUGUGUUUUUACUGUAGUCUACUCUCAGGUCCAGGGGGGAGUGCCCCUUGCAUGGGGACCUGCAUAUAAGGCCAGUUGUGGCUGCCAAUAAACGUAUUCCUGCUUGUACUCUCAGAACUAGGUGUUGUCCGGUUACUGGGAGGGGAAAGGGCUAAUCACUGUUCCAGCGUGGAGGAUUCAACAUGGAAAGUCCUGGUAAGGACUAGAGCUCCCAGGACUGAGUGUCGUCCAGUGCCUGGGGGUUGCUAGGGCGAAUUCUCCAUUCGGCCCCAGGAGGGAGUGGUUCCAGGGCCCCAGUCCAGUCACGGCAACUGAGGGCUAGAGUGCUGAGGUUUGUCCUCUGUUCCAGUUAAUAAGCCGUCCUUGGCAGAGGUACCCAGCCAGGGGUACAGGGAGCUCUGCUACAAUCUUUUACAGCUGGAGCUCUACAUUGGACUUUUCGCCUCCUGGGCUGCCUCUGCCAUUUUGGGAGCAGUGCUUGCACUCGGAUUGGGUCCCUGCGGCUCUGCCACGCUUUCUCUGGGGCGCAGGUGAAUCUCUGGGGGUGGGGGAGAUCGGGGGCCAUGUAUCAGGUUUCCAGCCAUCUCCCACACGCUGACCAAACUUGUAGGCCGCACUUGAGGGUGAGGUGAAAGUGUCAUGAAGCAUCGCUUGUUUGGUACCAGUGUCACUUCUUCUCUGGUAUCCUUUCUGUGAGAUUUUAGCCUCAUUUGUUGUGUAUUUCGGCUGUUUUAGUGUCUUAGAGGAGAAGCUGCUGGAGCAUGCUUCCACUCGGCUCAGCGGUCAGACCUCGCCCCCUCACAUCUUUUUUUUGCUGUUGAUCCGAAAGAAUGCAAAAAUCCAGUUACAUUUUUUUUUCAAUUUUGCAGCAAACUUCUUUACCACAGAAUGGCAGUCAGAUCUCUCCGCAGAUCAGCAUUGUAUUUAUCAUGAGGCUAACAUGGCCUUGGGUUGGCACUUUAACCCCUUAAGGACACAUGACGGAAAUAUUCCGUCAUGAUUCCCUUUUAUUCCAGAAGUUGUGUCCUUAAGGGGUUAAUGAGGGGGUGGAAAGUAAAUGCCUCCCCCAGACACUAGUGUUUGCCUGUCAUGGAGCGCUCGGCUACCUCGCGUGCCACGCAGUGAUGCUGGAAGCCAGACUAUGACGUCACACCGGCCCUGGCAUCCCUAAACGGCACGCCAUGGAACAGCGCAAGAAGAUAACAGCCACAGUAGCCACGCUGGAUCCCAGAGAAAAGAUCCACUCAAUCUUUCCCAAAGGAUAGGGUGAGCUUUUGUUGGGGAUAAGGGUUGCCCUCGAAGGCACAAUAGGUAAGGGCUCAAACAGCCCUACUAUCCCCUCGUUGUUAUCCUUAAGAUUAGGAUCUCUCCACAAUAUUUUAUUUUUGAUCGGUGCCUGUGAUUCCAUUGGAACAAGCGCAUAUUUAACUAUUACCGAGAAGCUGUAGUUAUCUUUGUCACCCCAGUGUUAGAGAGUAUAAUACCGUUGGGAAUUGUAAUUGUCGAUAUAUGUACCACUACUGCAUACCACAACUGUUAUAAGUACACCAAGGCUGUAGACGUUACAAUAAUGUUAUUUUCUGCAACUGUGAAACUGCAGCAACCUUACAUAUUGUAGCUGGUUAGCAAAUCAUCUUUUUGUAUCUAUAUCAAUGACCACUUUUCUACCGUUUUGCUAGUGUUAAUUGGGCAAUAGCUUAGUAGAGCCUUGUACUGUCUACUCAUAAUAUUGUCUGUUGAGAUAAAUUAUCUUGACAUUUCGUCCCCGAUCUUACGAGCUCGAGUGGGUCAUUAGGGAACCAUGACAAUUGCCAUUACCACUAUAUCAAUAUUGUUCUGUAUAAUGACAAUUAAAUAAAAGUCAACUUGUCCACUAUUUUUGGACAUUUUAAUUUAUGAAUUAUUAAGUGAUGUUUUAACGUUUAAUUGUAAUUUAUCUUUUCAGUAUUCCACUUUUUCUAUACAUUUUAUUUUUGCAUUCUCCAAUUCUCUGUUUGGUAUGUCCUUUAAAUAUUAUAUAUAAUAUGUAUGGGUGCACGUAAACAUGGGAAAAUUGUGGUAGAAUGAACGCAUUGCAAAAAUGCCCAUGAGGUCUUGGUCACACACAUGCUGCAUCUCAAAAUAUACUUGGUACUCGUGGGUGAAUACAGUCCGGCCCCGGAGCUUUGUUUAUAUUAACUUUCUUGCUGCUGUAGCACCUUGUCUUGAGUCAUCCAAUUCCAAAAUUUCUGCAAGCAUUUUUGCAGCAAUGAUUUGCAUACGUUUUGCCAUUGGAUCCUCCUUAUUUUUUGCUGAUGAAAAUGCUGUGCCUUUACCUUGUCUUCAUUAAAUAAUGUUUUCCAUGUGUAUCUACACUUACAUGUGUUUUUUUUUUUUUUUUUCUUCAAGAAUUGAUGUAAGUUUAUGGGGUUAGUUUUGCCUUCUUUGGCUAUCACGUUCUCAUUUUAUAGCUUAGCCCAUGAUGAUUCAUUGUAUAAAAGCCUGGGUUAAGUUACUAAUCAGUUGUUUACUACAGUAAUUAUAUUCUUCCUCUGAAAAUCUCUGGGAUAGCUAAAUCGGGUCUGUGCAUGUUUAAACUGAGUGAUUUCUCUCUAACCAAUUCUAACAAACUUUGUAUAUUGUAACAGAUCAACUUAAUGAGAAUGCAUCCGAGAUACCGGGGACCAAUAAGAUGACUGCUUUGGCUCUCAGCAACCGCACAGACUCCAGAAAUGAGACGGAGUUCAGCCGCCAUUCCCUUCCUCAAUUGGCAACCCGUUUAGUUAUUAUACUCGUUGCACUGAUCCUGCCUCCAGCAAUCUUUUUUUUCUACCUCCAUAGGAAAGUUAGGAAUUCUCAGCAAAACACACAUGUUCGGUAAGUCUGAAUCUGCAUCCUACACCCUCCCCGUUUCUCUAGUGAUUUAAAAAUCACCACUAUCCCUCACCCUCUAACAAACCCCACUACUAUCACUGACCUCUCUGCUCAUUGACUCUCUGGGUCCUUCACCAUUUUAAAGGUUUCCCCUCAAAUCCUUCCAUACUUUUCAAAAACUAGGGCUCCGUACCUCGCUUAUCCAAUCCUGUACAUGACCUCUCUACAUCCCUUGCCAUCACCAAAGGCUUCCUAUUAAAGUUCCAUUGAUUUAGAGAGACCCAUUUCUAGCCAAUCCACUUCUUGUUCUGUAUUUAUCUACGGUCAGUAGAUCCGUCCUCCCCAAUCCCUUUUUGACUUGACAAGGUUGUCCGAGAGGCAUGUUUAAUAACUGAUUAGUGGGCCUUUGGGAUGUAGCAUUUAUAUUCAUUCUUAAUAUGUAUUAAUACCUAGGUGAGAGCUUCCGCCAUGUAUCUCCCACUUCUAACUCUUAUACAAAGUUAUAUUUUGAGCACUCCCAUUCCUUUCUCUUCCCUGUAUUGUCCCAUACUGCCAUUCUUUGUUGAAUAUACCACCUCUUUUGCCUUCAUAAUUUUAAUAAUAUUAAAGUUUAUACAGUACAAACCUACUUCUUCACCUUUGUUGAAAAUGAACAUAUUUGAGGAUAUUGGGGUCAUAAAUUGUCACUUUGACUAUAUAUUGUCCAGUUAUUGCACUGGUAAAAGAACAUGGAGCAGAGGCGGAUAUUAACUCCUUCUUUUUUUACUUUUAAGGGUGCAGUACAAUCAAGUUACCAGAUCAGAUGAUCUGAACGGGCAACAUUCUGUGGAAGGAGAAGCCCAGUCACCAGUCUCCGAUGAACGCCUUACCAAUAACACUGGCCAGAAUGGGAUCGGUGGAAUAGACUGUGACUCUGUAUAG